UUUAUAUUAUAGAUUUAGAAAGAUUUCACUGCAGUUUAUUUUAAAAUUUAGGAUUCUCUUGUGUCACCAUGUGCUUGAAAAAUUACUCCCAAACCCUAAUUUUAUUCUUAUUACACCUAGAGCAAAUCACAUCCCUCUUUCUCACACUGGCUUCUUUUCCCUGUAUGUGAUUUUCUUCGUUUUAGCCCCUCGUUAUCCCAGUCAUUGAAAUGUAGUAGUAAUGUUAGCAUCUAACUGUGAAUGUACGUGUGUCGCUUUUAUCGUGUGGACUCGUACUAUUGAAGUGGCAGCAGAACCGGUCUGUCGCCUUUGGGGAUGGUCGCGGCCAUUACAAUCCCGGGUACUCUCUCUUUUCUAUUUUCUCUUUUCAUACGUAUGGACUAUCUUCUUUCUAUCCCUUUUUCAUUGGCCAUAUCUCUCAUUUAACUGUCCUUUUUAUAUUUUCUCUUCCCUGCAUUUUAUGUCCUAUCUCUAUUUUUAAAGCAUUCUUGUCCCUAAUGUACAUCUCGAAAAGCCAGAAAAAUAAAAUCGAUUUCCGCUCUCAUAGUUGCUCUGUAGCUUUAGCAGCUGCGACGGCAACGCAGCAGGAUUUCGU
Meloidogyne enterolobii is the source of this 595-nucleotide messenger RNA. NCBI's taxonomy places the organism in Eukaryota, Metazoa, Nematoda, Chromadorea, Rhabditida, Meloidogynidae. The record is from the annotation of a GenBank genome assembly.